This is a messenger RNA of Spodoptera litura, 527 nucleotides long. RefSeq lists its product as uncharacterized. NCBI's taxonomy places the organism in Eukaryota, Metazoa, Arthropoda, Insecta, Lepidoptera, Noctuidae. The record is from RefSeq and is a predicted model, not a curated record.
UGAAUUCUGUGUUUGUUAUAAGUCGUGUGUGUGUGUUCUAGAAUGGGAAUCAAGUUGAUAAUCUUAUUGGCGUUGCUGGUAGGAGUCUUGUACAGUCUGCAUCUCCUCGUCCAGGAUUACCAGGCCCUCACAGCAGCAUCCAAGCUCCUCAGAUUUCUCUUCAAAAGAGAUCUUACCUCGCAAAUGUAUACUAAGCCUGCCGUAAGAUGGAAAAGAAUAUUGCUAUGCGACCCGAUACAAUGCGCAAGGUACUUCUAUUGUGAACUGGGGGCACAGCCCGUGAACAACGAGGUGCUACGAGGCUUCAUCUAUAUGCUUACAUUGGAGCCGACAGAGCAAGACAGUUAUGCCCAUUCAGUGUUCAAAGAAGCAUAUGAUCAUGGGAUGACGUACCCAGACAGAUGUCGAGAGAAAUACCCAAUGUGCCCCUUCGAGUCGUCACUCCUAUUUCAACUGAUAGGAUACUUAGUACAUCAUCCACAGACCUAAGUCUAGUAUAAGUACUGAUAGUGUUAACAAAUUGAAGU